CAGUGUUUUUCAUAAUAAGUGAGCCUAUUUUCCCCCGGGUUAAAAGCAAUGCAAAUGUGGAAAUAAACCAAAUGGUGCAGUGUGAACCUUUAAUUUGAGGUUAUGUCAGUGUGUAUUAAACUGUCUCGUUUAAAGAUCAAGACUACCCAUUUACUGUCGUUGCGUGCUUUUAAUGACAACAUCUAUGAGCUCAGAGCUGCGUGCCACCCCAGCCCCCUUGGCUCGUAUAAAACCAGACCGCAAAGAUACAGUGAAAGAAAAGCUGGCACGAGCUGAAUCUGAACUGAGGAGAAUAUGGCUUUAAAAAGCGAAAAUGGACAGUGCAAAUAUAGUUUAUUAUUUGUCUUCAUAAUGCUCUUCAACAUAUCCAUAAGUACAUCAGUUAGUCUCGAUUUAACCGAGUUGCGAAAUAAAGUUUCCAAAAUUAAAGUCCAUCCACGAGGGAAUCUCUGGGCUACAGGUCAUUUCAUGGGCAAGAAGAGCAUUUCAAACAGCCAGUUACUAGACAACUUAGGAUCUAAGAGGUUUAAUGUUGAGCAGUCAGUAAGUUCAGAAACUGAAGAUUUGAGGGAACUGAUCAGUCAGGAGGUGCUGAAAGUCGCUCUUCAGGCUGAACUUCAGGAUCCAAAAGGGACACAAGGUCUUCAUAGCCAGGACACAGACUUCUUGAUGAAGCUUUUCAAAAACUACACUAAAGAAAGAAAUGUUGGCUAGCCUACAUAAAAUAUGAAUGUGACAAUUGUUUACAAAAUCUGUAUACACAAGUCUUAUUUAAGGCAAUUGUUUGUGUUUCUUAUUUAUGCCCGAUAAGUAUAUAAAUAUGUAUGUAUUUUGUAAAAGUGAAAACUAAAUUAAUAAACUGCUGUGACUACUGCAUAUUAACUGAAUGGAUGGAUGGAUGAAGACUAUUAAAAAUGUAUUUUAAGAAAAU
This is a messenger RNA of Misgurnus anguillicaudatus (oriental weatherfish), 931 nucleotides long. RefSeq names its product neuromedin Ba (gene nmba). NCBI's taxonomy places the organism in Eukaryota, Metazoa, Chordata, Actinopteri, Cypriniformes, Cobitidae. The record is from RefSeq and is a predicted model, not a curated record. Gene Ontology annotation, cellular component: neuron projection. Gene Ontology annotation, biological process: neuropeptide signaling pathway; positive regulation of hormone secretion. Gene Ontology annotation, molecular function: neuromedin B receptor binding; neuropeptide hormone activity.